UGAUACAACUAAAUCAAAUUCAGUAUUCUUGAUUCCUCUAAAACCCUUUACAACAAACUCGAGUCCAGAGUGAGAUCAAUAGAAGAAGUUUAAUUCGUUACAAAAUCAAUCCAAAUUUUGCAAAUGUUAGACCUUUACUAAACCUUAGCUCUCUCUGUUUGAAAUCUGUAUCGUCGCCAAAGUAUGAAGCAUCUUCUUCGUCUUGCUAGUCCAAAGCCAAAUUACACUCUCAGGAGCUUCCUUUUUCACUCCGGCAAGACCACACCCUCGCCGUUGGACCCUUACGACACUCUACAGCGUCGUGUCGCGAGAGCAGGAGAUCCCUCUGCUUCCAUUAUCAGUGUAUUGGCGGGAUGGCUUGAUCAGGGUAAUCUGGUGAAGACUUCGGAGCUACAUAGCAUCAUCAAGAUGCUUCGCAAAUUCAGCCGUUUCUCUCACGCUCUCCAGAUAUCGGAUUGGAUGAGUGAGCAUAGAGUUAAUGAGAUCUCUGAGGGAGAUGUUGCGAUUCGGCUUGAUUUGACUGCCAAAGUUGGUGGUUUGGGAGAAGCAGAGAAGCUUUUCGAAGCUAUUCCUGUGGAGAGGAGGAACUACCAUCUCUACGGUGCUCUCUUGAACUGCUACGCGAGCAAGAAGGUGUUGCACAAAGCUGAGCAAGUGUUUCAGGAGAUGAAAGACCUUGGCUUCCUCAAAGGCUGUCUUCCCUACAAUGUGAUGCUAAAUCUCUAUGUUCGGACUGGGAAAUACACAAUGGUUGAGAAGUUGCUGCGUGAGAUGGAGGAUGGGACUGUCAAGCCCGACAUCUUCACGGUGAACACGCGGUUACAUGCCUAUUCGGUUAUAUCUGAUGUAGACGGGAUGGAGAAGUUUCUGAUGCGUUGUGAGGCUGACCCGGGACUCCAUUUGGACUGGCGCACAUACGCCGAUGUAGCAAACGGCUACAUAAAGGCUGGAUUAACUGAAAAGGCACUAGAGAUGCUGAGUAAAUCAGAGCAGUUGGUGACUCCUCAGAAAAGAAAGCACGCUUAUGAGGUUCUCAUGUCAUUCUAUGGGGCUGCAGGUAAGAAAGAAGAGGUGUCCCGUCUCUGGAACUUGUACAAGGAGCUGGAUGGGUUCUAUAACACUGGAUACAUAAGCGUGAUCAGUGCCCUCUUGAAGAUGGAUGACAUUGAGGAGGUUGAGAGGAUUAUGGGAGAGUGGGAAGCUGGACACUCCCUUUUCGAUAUCCGGAUCCCACACUUGUUAAUAACGGGCUACUGCAAGAAGGGGAUGAUGGAGAAGGCAGAGGAAGUAGCAAAGAUGUUGCUCGAGAAGUGGAGAGUGGAGGAUACAGGCACAUGGGAGCGUUUAGCUCUCGGAUACAAGAUGGCGGGUGAAAUGGAGAAGGCAGUGGAGAAAUGGAAGAGAGCAAUUGAGGCGAGCCAGCCAGGGUGGAGACCACACCAGGUUGUGCUGAUGAGCUGUGUAGACUAUCUGGAGGGUCAAAGAGACAUGGAGAGUUUGAGAAAGAUUUUGAGACUGUUAAGCGAGCGAGGACACAUUUCGUAUGAUCAACUACUGUACGAUAUGAACGGAGCUGGACUGAGUUGGAAGAUAGUCGCUGCAAUGGGAAAAAGUCGAUACGUUGGUAAAGGAGAAGUAAGAAUCUAGCCAGGGAUACAUUCCGUUUCAUCUACAAGCAGUUUUUUGGGUUAUGCUUAUCUUGACUCUUAAGAAUGAUUUAAGUAAUAGUAAUAGAUAAAUGUGAACGAACUAUAUGGCAAAGAGAGUUGCAAAAUUGAUUCGUAUGUUA
Messenger RNA from Capsella rubella, 1789 nucleotides. Its product is annotated as pentatricopeptide repeat-containing protein At2g20710, mitochondrial. Gene Ontology annotation, cellular component: mitochondrion. Bases 184 to 1647 code for a protein of 487 amino acids. NCBI's taxonomy places the organism in Eukaryota, Viridiplantae, Streptophyta, Magnoliopsida, Brassicales, Brassicaceae. The record is from RefSeq and is a predicted model, not a curated record. The transcript has 2 exons. Gene Ontology annotation, molecular function: protein binding.